CCUUCACCCGACAACCUAUAAAUAUAUGAUCCCGCCUCAACUUUUUCUCCAAAUUUCGCUCGGCUAAUUUCGGAAUCGUUCGCGUAAUUCUCAGGCUAUUCCGUAAACCCUGUUUCCGCUCGUUGCUCUGUUUCUUCGGAUUGUACCAAUCUGAACUUGCUGUAGAAGAAGGAUUCUGAUCAGUUUACUCCCGACAUUUACAAGCAUCUCAGACCAGAAAUUUGAGGAAACAAUUGUCAUAUUUGCCAAUCUUCUACAUUGAAAAUUAUUUGCUAUGGCUGUGAAAACAGUACACACUGUUUCGAAAAGACCAGAGGCAUCAGUUUUUAACGGACGCAGAGUAGGUUACCGUGUAUACAACAAGGUGUGUAUAUAUUGGCUUGAAGGGAGAUGCAAUAGGAAUCCCUGUCGGUUUCUGCAUGCAGAAUCAUCCUUGCAGCAACCAAGGCAGACCCUUUCAACCAUAUAUAAUGCUGAUAGGCAUUCUGUUCAACCCAAAACUUCUCAGAGGAACUCAAGCUACAUGAGCCCAAAGACUGGAACUAAUUUGACAAAUGGAAUUGUUGAUUCUGCAAACAAAACAGGACCGGAGACCAAAAAAAUAGUUUCAAUUUCCAGAGGAUCUGGAUCUAAGGUCAAAGUUACUCAGAAGCCUCAAAUAAAGCUAUGCCAGUACUGGGUUACUAACCAUUGUGUUCACGGAGACAAGUGUAAGGACUUGCAUGCAUGGUCAUUUGGUGAUGGGUUUUCGAUGCUGACGAAGUUAGAAGGUCAUACCAAGGCCAUUACUGGAAUUGCUCUUCCCUCUGGUUCCAACCAGCUCUUUUCAAGUAGCAAUGACAAAUCUGUACGGGUUUGGGACUGCCACAGUGGUCAGUGUGCUGGUGUAAUUAAGUUUGACAAAGAAGUAGGAUGCUUAGUUGGUGAAGGUCCAUGGGUAUUUGUGGGAUUGCCAGAUGUUGUUAAGGUCUGGAACACUCACACUCAAAUAGAGUUUAACCUUAAUGGACCAACUGGGCAAGUUUAUGCAAUGACUGUAGGCAAUGAUAAACUUUUUGCUGGAAUAGAGAAUGGUACCAUAUUGGCAUGGAAGUUCACUUCUGAAAUAAAUAGUCCAGAGCUUGUUUCGUCAUUCGAGGGUCACAGCCAGGCUGUGCUUUCACUUGUUGUCGGUGCUAAUAGGCUGUACUCGGGUUCCAUGGAUAACACAAUCAGAAUGUGGGAUCUGGAAAGUUUGCAGUGCUUACAGACACUAAAUGGGCAUGCUGAUGUUGUCAUGUCUAUCCUUUGCUGGGACAAUUUCUUGUUAUCUGGUUCCUUGGACAACACUAUAAAGGUGUGGGCUGCAACUGAAAAUGGGAGCUUAAAAGUAGUUUAUGAACAUAAAGAGGAAACUGGUGUACUAGCUCUUUGUGGGAUAUGUGAUGCUGAAGCUAAACCUAUAUUGUUCUGCUCGUGCAAUGACAAUACCGUCCGGUUAUAUGACCUGCCAUCGUUUUCCGAAAGGGGCAGAGUAUUCGCAAAGAGGGAAGUUAGAUCAGUUGAAAUAGGGGUUGGAGGACUGUUCUUUACCGGUGAUGCAACUGGACAACUUUCCGUUUGGAAAUUGCAGGGAGAAGCCAUUGCCAUGGCUCCUCAAGUAAGUUGAUGGAUCACAAUUGGUUCUGCAACUGGAAACACCAUUUCUUGGUCAGACCAGACCAAAUGCUAUUGCACAUAGUUCAGCUGACAUCUAGUUUAGCCUAACUAUCAGAGGAAAGACAGGCUGUUGAAUAUUCAGUCGAUUUUUUAAGGGACAGAGAGCCAACAGCCAGACUGCAUUUUCUCUGGCAAUUUUGUAUUCUUGUGUGAAGAAAUGAUAUCUCCAUACUUACCACUAUGGCUAGUUUGGGUUGCAACUUACAAGAUGUAAACAGCUCAGUUUCAAACCUGUAGUCUAGAUGAUAUAUUGUAUAGAUUUGAAAUUGAUCAUUUGUUUGAUUCUUUUUUCACAGUAUGCUUCUUCUAAUAAGAGGUUAAGUUUUGUUUA
Molecule: messenger RNA, 2029 nt
Organism: Ipomoea triloba (trilobed morning glory)
Lineage: Eukaryota; Viridiplantae; Streptophyta; Magnoliopsida; Solanales; Convolvulaceae
Product: zinc finger CCCH domain-containing protein 48-like
Exons: 10
Coding region: 275-1648 (457 amino acids)
Molecular function (GO): protein binding; metal ion binding
Source: RefSeq, a predicted model, not a curated record